This is a messenger RNA of Tilletiopsis washingtonensis, 559 nucleotides long. RefSeq names its product ribosomal protein S13. Gene Ontology annotation, biological process: translation. Gene Ontology annotation, cellular component: ribosome; cytosol; small ribosomal subunit. The coding region runs from base 57 to 521 and encodes 154 amino acids. NCBI's taxonomy places the organism in Eukaryota, Fungi, Basidiomycota, Exobasidiomycetes, Entylomatales. Gene Ontology annotation, molecular function: structural constituent of ribosome; RNA binding. The record is from RefSeq and is a predicted model, not a curated record. The transcript is spliced from 4 exons.
UCACCUCGCCGUCACCUCAUCACCCCUCCCCCUCCCCUCAAGCAGCAUCGCCCGCCAUGUCGCUCUCUCCUCCGGACCCGAGCCAGAACUUCGCGCACAUCCUGCGUCUGCUCAACACCAAUGUUGACGGCAAGGACAAGGUGAUGUACGCCCUCACCCGCAUCAAGGGUGUCGGCCGUCGCUUUGCCAACAUUGUGUGCAAGAAGGCCGACGUCGACCUUUCCAAGCGCGCCGGCGAGCUCAACUCCGACGAGCUUGAGCGCAUCGUGACGAUCUUCCAGAACCCGGCCGAGUUCAAGAUCCCCGCCUGGUUCCUCAACCGUCAGAAGGACAUCGUCGACGGCAAGAACUCGCAGCUCCUCUCCAACGGUGUCGACUCGAAGCUGCGUGACGACCUCGAGCGCCUGAAGAAGAUCCGCGCGCACCGUGGUCUGCGUCACUUCUGGAACCUGCGCGUGCGCGGUCAGCACACCAAGACGACUGGUCGUCGCGGACGGACCGUGGCCGGCAAGAAGAAGUGAUCGCGGUCACGACUUCGAUCCUGUCUUGGAGGUUGCCU